AUGGCUCCAGUUGCGCCAACCAACACACCGACGAGGGCACCCGUGGUACAAGUCACGGAAGCACCAGUAGUGGCACCGACCCAAACUCCAGUAGUGAUGGUACCAACUGAAGAACUACUAUCUCUUUCGACUGUGAAGAGCACCAGAAAUACAUUUAACAAACGAAUGGUAUACCAGGGAUCCAUCAGUGACAUCCGCAUGUAUGGGAAACCAAGACGCAUUGUACACCGUCCCGGAGCAUUUGGAGGAUUGCCGGUGGUGGAUCAUGCCUUUUCAAGGCCGCCAGUUGGCACUCGAUCUCCCACCAUUGAGCCUACCAAAGCUCCAACGCCGUACCCGACUCCAAGAGUCUUUCACAAGGUUUGCAGGGAUGGCCGAGUGGUGGAGAUUGAUGGAACUCAUUCGCCAACCGUUCUGCCAAGCAUGGCGCCUACUUAUUCACCAGUGGUUCAACAGCAGACACGGCCACCAGCCUUUGUUGGGUAUGUUUGGGGAAAUGGUUAUGGCCAUGGGAAUGAUGACGAUAAUCCAAGGUGGUCCUUUACCAAGAAUGAAGGCAAGCUAUUAUUUGAUCAUCCCAACCUUGAAAAGGCUAUCUAUCGGGGCGAUUUUUCCCAAGUGCGACGACAGUUCAAGCGACGAGUCGAUACUAUGAGUCCGUGGUAG
This is a messenger RNA of Cylindrotheca closterium, 666 nucleotides long. The record is from the annotation of a GenBank genome assembly. Lineage: Eukaryota; Bacillariophyta; Bacillariophyceae; Bacillariales; Bacillariaceae.